GUGUUGCAGGAGCGUAAGCUGGACAAGCGGGAGCGGCAGCGCUUCCGCGAGGAGGCUGAGCUGCUCAAGGACCUUCAGCAUCCCAACAUCGUGCGCUUCUUCGACUACUGGGAGGUGACGCGCGACACGAAGCGCAAGUACAUCGUGCUUAUCACCGAACUGAUGACGUCCGGAACGCUCAAGUCGUACUCCUGAGUUCAUGGCGCCGGAGAUGUAUGAGGAGCAUUACGACGAGGCGGUCGACGUCUACGCGUUCGGCAUGUGCAUGCUCGAGAUGGCCACCAACGAGUACCCUUACUCUGAGUGCAACAACCCCGCGCAGAUCUACAAACGCGUUACCACGGGAGUCAAACCACUCAGUAUGGACAAGCUAGAGAAUGCAGAAAUCAAAGAUAUUGUAAAAAAGUGUGUCAAGACGAAUAGGGCUGAGAGGCCCAAGGUCAAAGACCUGCUCAUGCACGAGUUCUUUCUCGAAGACGCCGGCUUCAAGGUCGAGCUCGUCGACCCGGACGCGGUUGCCGCGGGCGACGGAUGCGAGAUCCAGAUGCGGCUGCGAGUCGUCGACCCGAAGAAGCGCAAGGACAAGCACAAGGAGAACGAAGCCAUCCAGUUCGACUUUGACUUCACGAAGGACCAGGCGGAGGAGAUCGCCAUGGAGAUGGUGAAGUCGGGUUACCUGCUGGAGGAGGACGUGCGUCUCGUCUGCCGCUGCGUGAAGGAUCGCAUCGACCAGGUGCUGAAGCUGCGACGCGAAUACCGCGAGAAUAGGGAAGCCCACCACGACAAGGACUCAUCCUCCUCCUCCGCCGCCGCCGCAGCAUCUGCAGCCGCCGCGGGACUCCACGAUAAGGACCCCGCCGCCGCCGCCGCGUCGCAGCACCACCUGCCGGCGGCGCCUCACUCGAUGUCCGCGCUCACACCGUCGGCGGUCCACGGCGCGCCGACGCCGCAGCAGCAGCAGCAGCAGCAGCAGCAGCAGCAGCAGUCGGCCGCUGCCGGCGGCUUGCUGUCCGUCUCCAGCGAACCGAAUAUGAGAGCGUGGCUGGCUAAGGGCUGGAAACCAGCAACGAGCAUUGCUGCCCGCUGGCAGCCCGUCCUUAGUGACCCCAGCGACACGAGCAGCGGGGUCGGAUGGACGGUGGGACCGGCGCACGACAGCGUGGCGCCAUCUGGCGACGCGGCGGGCAGCGACGCGAACAUGAUGGGAUGUCGGCGGCGAGUGUCGUCGGCAGAGGCGCCUGCGUUGCCGACGCGAUGCCGGUGGGCGUUGUUCCGUCGGUGGCCAGCAUUCCUACGUCACAGCAGCAGGUUCCGCCCGGGUUCUCCGCAGUGACAGGACUCGGCGCCCCCUAUGCAUUCCCUCCCAACAUGGUGGCGACCUUCCUCGGCCAGCUCACGUCCGGACAGAUCGCGAUGCCGCCCGGCGUCAGCCAGCAGGGGGCGC
Messenger RNA from Priapulus caudatus, 1444 nucleotides. Its product is annotated as serine/threonine-protein kinase WNK1-like. Gene Ontology annotation, cellular component: cytoplasm. The record is from RefSeq and is a predicted model, not a curated record. NCBI's taxonomy places the organism in Eukaryota, Metazoa, Priapulida, Priapulimorpha, Priapulimorphida, Priapulidae. Gene Ontology annotation, molecular function: protein serine/threonine kinase activity; ATP binding; chloride channel inhibitor activity. Gene Ontology annotation, biological process: negative regulation of sodium ion transport; positive regulation of potassium ion import across plasma membrane; intracellular signal transduction.